AUGACUAACGAUGAUUUAGCUGUCGUUGGUAUAGCGUGUCGUUUUCCUGGUGGAAGUAAUUCAACGGAUGAAUUUUGGUUAAAUUUAAUUAACAAACGUGACUGCGUGCGUCCUAUUCCAAGCGAUCGUUGGAAUGCAGAUUAUUUUACAGAUAAUCAAUCAAAUGAAAUACAUUCUCCUGGUAAGAUUACUUCGUCACGAUGUGGUUGGAUCGAUUUCGUUGGAGAAUUUGAUUAUGAAUCAUUCUCGAUUGGUAAACGUGAAGCUGAAAACAUGGAUCCACNAUAA
This is a messenger RNA of Adineta ricciae, 288 nucleotides long. NCBI's taxonomy places the organism in Eukaryota, Metazoa, Rotifera, Eurotatoria, Adinetida, Adinetidae. The record is from the annotation of a GenBank genome assembly.